This is a messenger RNA of Aspergillus welwitschiae, 2007 nucleotides long. RefSeq names its product putative actin-related protein 2/3 complex subunit 1A. NCBI's taxonomy places the organism in Eukaryota, Fungi, Ascomycota, Eurotiomycetes, Eurotiales, Aspergillaceae. The transcript is spliced from 4 exons. Gene Ontology annotation, biological process: lipid metabolic process; Arp2/3 complex-mediated actin nucleation. The record is from RefSeq and is a predicted model, not a curated record. Gene Ontology annotation, molecular function: actin filament binding. Gene Ontology annotation, cellular component: Arp2/3 protein complex; actin cytoskeleton. Bases 1 to 2007 code for a protein of 668 amino acids.
AUGGCCGCUCCCGAAGCUCAUCACCUCUUCCACAACCCAAUCGCCGAUCAUUCUUUCUCUCCGGAUAAGGCGACCCUUGCAGUUGCGCGGGAAAACAAUGUGGAGCUUUAUCAGAAGUCAGGCAACAAGUUCUCGUUGACCGAUGAACUCAAGGGCCAUGAGAAGACGGUGACUGGUGUGGAUAUCGCUCCUAACAGUGGGCGUAUCGUUACUUGUUCUCAGGACCGCAACGCCUACGUCUGGGAGCGGACCCCCACGGGUUGGAAGCCAACGCUGGUUCUCCUUCGGAUAAACAGGGCUGCUACAUUUGUACGGUGGUCACCAUCUGAACAGAAGUUCGCUGUUGGAUCUGGUGCUCGCGUGAUCGCGGUGUGCUAUUUUGAAGAGGAGAAUGACUGGUGGAUCUCGAAGCACUUGAAGAAGCCCAUCCGCAGCACUAUUACGACCCUUGCUUGGCAUCCAAACUCCGUUCUUCUGGCUGCGGGGUCGACUGACUCCCAUGCCCGGGUGCUUUCUAGCUUCAUCAAGGGUGUCGACACGCGCCCGGAGCCCAGUGCCUGGGGUGAACGGCUGCCUUUCAACACAAUUUGUGGCGAAUUCUUAAAUGACUCGGCGGGCUGGAUUCAAGGUGUAUCCUUCUCUCCCAGUGGAGAUGCGCUUGCCUUUACUGGCCAUGAUAGCAGUGUCACCGUCGUAUAUCCGAGCGCGCCGGAACAGCCGCCUCGGGCGAUGUUGACCAUCGCCACUCGUCUUCUGCCUUUCAACAGUCUGAUCUGGAACGGCGAGAACGAGAUCAUCGCCGCAGGCCACGAUUGCGAACCGUACCGCCUUCGCGGUGACGAGAACGGAUGGCAACUUGCUGGGACCAUUGAGAGCAAGGCAGGGCCGGGUGCUGGAAGCGCUCGCGAGGAGUCUGCUCUUAACAUGUUCCGCCAAAUGGAUCUUAAGGGACAAACCCAGGCCGAUACCCAACUUAAGACUACGCAUCAGAAUACCAUCAGCACCGUCAGAGUCUACGAGGAGGCCGACGGCGUCACAUGGAAUACUGGGCCGUUUCUAUCGGACUCUUGUGGAUACAUAGCAGUUUCGCAUUCGCCGUCACCUAACCGUAUCAUCGUCGCUUUCCGUGGUACCUACUCGAUUACCAACACGAUUGUUGAUUUAUCUGCCUAUCCACAAGCCUAUGUGCCGUACAACACCGGACAUAAGAAUGGCAAAAAAGAACCAAGCUGUUACAAUUGCACUGUCCACGCCGGUUUCUUCACUUCGUGGCAGAACACGCGCUCGACGAUACUCGACCACGUCGCAGCCGCAAGGGAGCAAUAUCCCGACUAUAAGUUGGUUCUAGUUGGCCACUCACUUGGUGGGGCGGUUGCUGCGCUGGCUGGUAUUGAGAUGCAGCUGCGAGGUUGGGAACCUACGGUGACGACAUUUGGAGAACCGAAGGUUGGAAACAGGGCCUUUGCCGAUUUCCUGGGUAAGAUAUUCAGGUUGGACGAGAACUCCGCAUGGCGGUUUCGCAGGGUCACGCAUGUUUAUGACCCUGUGCCCCUCCUGCCACUGGAGGAAUGGGGAUAUGCGAUGCACGCGGGGGAAAUCUUUAUCUCCAAGGAAGACCUUCCGCCAUCUGUAGAUGACGUUCACUUCUGCGAGGGCCCUCGCGAUGCACGAUGCAUAUCAGGGGAAGGAGGGGAAAUGGCCUUGGCGGCCGCUCUUCAUGAAAGGGCGUCUCUGGCUGCAGAUGCGAAGUCGCAGGCUGGCUGGUCUGACGCUGAAUCUACCGAGCAGCACAAUAUGCCAGACGGACAUAUAUCUCAAACACCCUUGCACGUGCAGGAAGGUGCCAUGAAGCACCGGGGCUUAUUUGAUCUACCAAGACGACUUAUCCCGUCUAGAUACCACCUAUGGGAACUCUUGUUCUCCCAUCGGGACUACUUUUGGCGAGUUGGGCUCUGUGUCCCUGGUCGUGACCGGGCAGGCAAGGGGUGGUGGACGUCGGAUUCGUAG